Amorphotheca resinae ATCC 22711 is the source of this 1968-nucleotide messenger RNA. RefSeq lists its product as hypothetical. Gene Ontology annotation, cellular component: mitochondrion. Gene Ontology annotation, biological process: positive regulation of translation. The record is from RefSeq and is a predicted model, not a curated record. The coding region runs from base 1 to 1968 and encodes 655 amino acids. The transcript has a single exon. Gene Ontology annotation, molecular function: GTP binding; mitochondrial ribosome binding; GTPase activity. NCBI's taxonomy places the organism in Eukaryota, Fungi, Ascomycota, Leotiomycetes, Helotiales, Amorphothecaceae.
AUGCAGCGAUGUCCAUUGCAGCUCCUGAGGCUCCCUAGCUCGAUCAGAAGCCAAUAUGCUUCUCGAUUCCUCGGAUCAAGCCGCACUUUCACCACCUCGGUGACACGAUGUGCUCAGGCUUCAAAGGUUGUCUCGGAGCUUGAGCGCCGCAUCAAAGCCAUUCCAAUCGAACGAUUUCGCAAUUUCUGUAUAGUGGCACAUGUUGAUCAUGGAAAGAGUACGCUCAGUGAUCGACUGUUGGAGAUUACAGGGACGAUCGAGCCGGGUGGGAACAAGCAGAUUCUGGAUAAGCUGGAUGUGGAGAGGGAGAGGGGCAUUACUGUCAAGGCGCAGACGUGUAGUAUGAUCUACAACCACAAUGGGGAGGACUAUCUGCUACAUCUGGUCGAUACUCCCGGACAUGUGGAUUUCCGGGCAGAGGUUUCAAGGUCGUACGCAAGCUGUGGAGGAGCCUUACUUCUCGUCGAUGCAAGUCAAGGUGUACAAGCCCAAACCGUGGCCAAUUUCUACUUGGCUUUCUCCCAAGGACUGGUCCUUGUGCCUGUUAUCAACAAAAUCGAUCUGCCCUCGGCUGAUGCUCCUCGAGCUUUAGAGCAAAUGCAAACCGCAUUCGAACUAGAACCGGAAAACGCAGUUCUAGUUUCUGCCAAGACAGGACUGAAUGUGGAAGCCAUCCUUCCAAAUGUCAUCAAACAAGUUCCACAUCCUGUGGGCGACUACACCAAGCCCCUCCGGCUCCUCCUUGUGGAUUCUUGGUACGACAAUUACAAGGGAGUCAUACUCUUGGUUCGGAUUUUUGACGGGCAGGUCCGGGCCGGAGACCAUCUUGUGUCCUUUGCAACAGGGAAAAAAUACUAUGUCGGUGAGGUUGGUAUCAUGUAUCCUGACCAGACGCCCCAGAGUUCUCUCCGGGCCGGUCAGGUUGGGUAUAUAUACUUCAAUCCGGGCAUGAAGAAGAGUCAAGAGGCAUUGAGCGGAGACACAUACACCACAGUAGGAUCCGAACAUCUAGUUGAACCCUACCCCGGAUUCGAAGAGCCAAAAUCUAUGGUUUUCGUCGCUGCCUUCCCCGUAGAUCAAAGCGAUCACGGUCAUCUGGAAGACUCAAUCAACCAGAUCGUGCUCAACGACCGAAGCGUCACUCUCCAGAAGGAAUCGUCUGAAGCUCUAGGAGCAGGUUGGAGAUUGGGUUUCCUAGGUACCCUCCAUUGUUCUGUCUUUGAAGACCGUCUCCGGCAGGAACACGGCGCAACCAUCAUCAUCACGCCGCCCACCGUACCCUUCAAAGUGAUAUACAAGGACGGCCGCGAAGAAAUAAUCCAGAAUCCAGCCGAUUUCCCUGACACGGAUGCGCAAGGACAGCGUGUCAUGGAACUACAAGAGCCUUACGUCUCCGCAACCAUCACUCUCCCAGAAGAAUACCUAGGAAAGGUCAUUGAACUAUGCGAGGCGAACCGCGGCGAACAGAAGGAGCUCAACUUCUUCACCGCCACACAGGUCAUUCUCAAAUACGACAUCCCCCUCGCUCAACUCGUUGAUGAUUUCUUUGGCAAACUGAAAGGUGCUACCAAGGGAUACGCGAGUCUGGAUUACGAGGAUGCCGGAUUCCGACGCAGCAGCAUCGUCAAACUGCAGCUACUCGUCAACAAGGUUCCUGUAGAUGCCGUCGCUCGGGUCGUGCACGUAUCCCAGGUUGAAAAGAUCGGGAGACAAUGGGUGACGAAGUUCAAGGAACACGUCGAUCGGCAAAUGUUCGAGGUUGUCAUCCAGGCAGCUGCAGGGAAACGCAUCGUGGCUCGAGAGACGAUCAAGCCGUUCAGAAAGGAUGUGUUGGCGAAACUGCAUGCGUCGGAUAUAGGAAGACGGAGAAAGUUGCUGGAUAAGCAGAAGGAGGGGAGGAAGAAGUUGAAGGCGGUAGGGAAUAUUGCUAUUGAGCACACAGCGUUUCAGAAGUUUUUGGCCAAGUAG